AUGAAGUCGUCUGAUAUUGACCAGGAAUUAUUCACUGAAAGCUAUUGCAAAGUGUGCAGUGCUCAGCUAAUAUCAGAAUCUCAGCGGGUGGCACAUUAUGAGAGUCGGAAACAUGCGAGCAAAGUGAGACUUUACUACAUGCUACAUCCCAUAGACGGAGGCUGCCCGGCCAAGAAGCUCCGAUCAGAAAACGACAGUGAUGCCGACGCAGUGGACAAGAACAAAUGCUGCACGCUAUGUAACAUGUCCUUCACUUCGGCAGUGGUGGCCGAAUCACAUUACCAAGGCAAAAUCCAUGCCAAAAGGUUAAAACUGUUGCUAGGUGAACAGCCAGCACUAAAGGCCACAGAAACCACUCUGAGUUCGCUAAAGCAGCCACAUGCGGAUAGUUCUCCCGUGGUGUCUUCACCUCACCAAAGAAGAGACUCAGACAGGUACUGCCAGCUCUGUGCAGCCUGGUUCAAUAACCCCAUGAUGGCACAACAACAUUAUGAUGGCAAAAAGCACAAAAAGAACGCAGCCAGGGCCGACUUAUUAGAACAACUAGGGAAGACAUUGGAUCUAGGAGAGUUGAGAGGUAAGAGCCUGUCUUGA
Molecule: messenger RNA, 594 nt
Organism: Emys orbicularis (European pond turtle)
Lineage: Eukaryota; Metazoa; Chordata; Testudines; Emydidae
Gene: ZMAT4
Product: zinc finger matrin-type 4
Exons: 4
Coding region: 1-594 (197 amino acids)
Cellular component (GO): nucleus
Molecular function (GO): nucleic acid binding; zinc ion binding
Source: RefSeq, a predicted model, not a curated record